Messenger RNA from Eriocheir sinensis (Chinese mitten crab), 2605 nucleotides. Its product is annotated as homeobox protein DLX-2-like. Gene Ontology annotation, biological process: regulation of transcription by RNA polymerase II; cell differentiation. The coding region runs from base 79 to 1428 and encodes 449 amino acids. Gene Ontology annotation, molecular function: RNA polymerase II cis-regulatory region sequence-specific DNA binding; DNA-binding transcription factor activity, RNA polymerase II-specific. The record is from RefSeq and is a predicted model, not a curated record. Gene Ontology annotation, cellular component: nucleus. Lineage: Eukaryota; Metazoa; Arthropoda; Malacostraca; Decapoda; Varunidae. The transcript is spliced from 5 exons.
AGAGAGAGAAAGACAAAAAAAAGAAAGAGAGUAAGAAAGUGAGAGAGAGAGAAAGUAGUGUUGGUGUUUCUACAUUGAAUGGCAUCUACUACUACUACUACUACUACUACUACUACUACUACUGCUACUACUACUACAACUGCCGGUGGUGGUGGUGGUGGUGGUGGUAGUGACGAAGAUAUGCAGCAGGAGGCGUCGUCUGUAGGGAGCGGAGGGCGGGUUACCAGCUUCUCCGUGAGGGAUCUCCUGCAGCUGUCUGACAAGCCCAACAGAGGAAUUGGAGGACAGACGGAGGUUGAAGAUGGAGGAGGAGGAGGUGGAGGAGGAGAAGGAAGAGGAAGAGAAACAGAAGGAAGAAUAGGAGGAGAAGCAAACUCCACCACCAUCACCACCUCCAGCCUCACCACCACCACCACCACCACAGACAUACCCCUCCACCACCACCUUCAUCACCACCAACACCACCAACACCACCCUCACCACCACCUCCACCACCCAAUCCAAGCCGCCGCCGACUCCACAGAGAACACACACGUCGGUGGAGAUGAGUUCGGUGGAGAUGAGGAGGAGGAGGACGAGGAGAUGGAGGGCUUGGAGGUGGAGGAGGAGGGGGAGGAGGGGAGAGAGGCGCACGGGAGGAAGAGGAAGAGGAGGAUUCUGUUCACGAAGUCGCAAACGUUUGAGCUGGAGAGACGUUUUCGACAGCAACGUUACCUGUCGGCCCCGGAGCGGGAACACCUGGCCGCCCUAAUUAACCUGACGCCCACACAGGUCAAGAUCUGGUUCCAGAACCACCGCUACAAGACCAAGAAGCUGUACCGCGAGAAGGGCCUGCCGGGGGCCCUCGACCCCCCCUACGGCGCGCCCCCCGCCGGCAGCCCCCUGUGCGCCCUGCCCCCCGCCCUGCGCCGCCUCUCCAUGCCGCUCCUCGUCAGGGACAGGCUCGCGGGGGGCGCCAACCCCCGCCCCGAUGCCCCUGCUUCCCACCACGACGCCGCCGCCGCCGCCGGCCUGCUGGACCCCCGCCUGCACCCCCCCCUGCCCCCCGUGGCCUUCCCCAGCCUGUUCUCCGGGCUGUUCGGCGCCUCGGGGGGCCUCAGGCUGGGCGCGGUGCCCCCCGGCCUGGCGCAGCCUCCCUUCUCCCCCGCCCUGGCCGCCUCGCUGCUCCUCCCCUCCCACCCCUUCUUCUCCGCCGCCUCCUCCUUCCCCUCCUCCCUGCCCCUCUUCUCCGCCCCCCUCACCACCACGCCCACCACCGCCAUCACCCCCACCCGCGCCCCCGUCAAGGUGCUGGACACUGGGGGGGGCGGCGGCUCCCCCUCCCCCUCCCCCACCACCUCCCUGUCAUCACCGCGCCCCCCCUCCCCCACCUCCCACCUGGACCCCCCUGCGGCCCCCCACCUGCCCGCCGCCCCCGCCAGGUGGUGACGCAGAGGUGGCUAGUGGUGAUGAGUGGUGAUGACAGUGGUGAUGAUGAUACGAAGAAAGUGGAUGACGUCAGAAAGAUGGUGUUGAUGGUGUUGAAAAUGGUGAUGAAGAUGAUGGUGGAGAUGAUGGUGGUGUCAUCACACGAAAGAAACGGCGUGUGGUGUUUAUGGUGACGGAGGAAUGGUGAUGAUAGUGGUGGUGAUAGCGGUGGUGAAGACAAUAGGUGAUGACCGCUAAAAAGAAAAUGGCGCGGUGGUGGUGAUGACAACCAAAACAAACAAACAAAAUGGUGAUGACUUUAGCGAAAUGUGGUGUUUGGUGAUGACUCAAACCGCGCGUGGUGAUGAGAGGCGGUGUGUGGUGAUGAAAGCUUGCGUGGUGAUGUCGGGAAAGUGAUGUGACUCAGUGCAACUAUAAUUUAUACUAGUGAUAAGAUAUUCUAUUUACUGACAAGAAUAAGAAAUGGACUUGGUCAGGUCAGGUCAGGUCAGGUCAUGCGUGGAACGAUAACAGACAGACAACCAAAGUAACAGAGUGGUGACCCAGGAAUUGUAGAACCCAUGGCAGACAGAGAACCAGGUGUAGAGAUGAAAUUAGAACCUUUACCGGGACAGGAUGGAGUACACUAACACCAGACAGAGGACCAGGUGGAGAGAUGAAAUUAAAACCUUUACCGGGGCAGGAUGGAGUACACUAACACCAGACAGAGAACCAGGUGGAGAGAUGAAAUUAGAACCUUUACCGGGGCAGGAUGGAGUACACUAACACCAGACAGAGGACCAGGUGGAGAGAUGAAAUUAGAACCUUUACCGGGGCAGGAUGGAGUACACUAACACCAGACAGAGGACCAGGUGGAGAGAUAGAAUUAGAACCUUUACCGGGGCAUAAUGGAGUACACUAACACCAGACAGAGGACCAGGUGUAGAGAUGAAAUUAGAACCUUUACCGGAGCAGGAUGGAGUACACUAACACCAGACGGAGAACCAGGCGGAGAUGACAUUAGAACCUUUAAACGUGAAUGCUCCUAUGAUGAAACUGUCUGUCUAAGAAAAGGAAAAAAGGAGAAAAAGAAAAUUAAGAAAGAAAAAUAAGAAGCCCAAGAAAAAAACACGGAUGGUCUGAAAAUAAAACUCGAUGACCAAAACAGGAAAAAAAUAAAAACGAAAAAAAAGGAAAA